Molecule: messenger RNA, 492 nt
Organism: Symbiodinium necroappetens
Lineage: Eukaryota; Dinophyceae; Suessiales; Symbiodiniaceae
Source: the annotation of a GenBank genome assembly
AUGGCUGAGGGUAGGUUCUUCGGCGCCGAUCAAUUCAACCCACGACUCAUCACGACUCAGAUCGUUGUCAUGCAGAGCUCUUUCUGGUUUUGUCUUGGCGCAGCCGUGGCUUUGGCAGAUUGGCUGUUGAGUGAAGAACAGAGUGCAGCCCAGCUUUUUCAGCCCGAAGCGUACACUUGGACAACGAAAAGGGGAUGGAUUCUGGCCUUAGCGCUGCAGUUCACUUCUCUGGUAAUGGCUGUCGAACUGCGUUUCGUUGUGCAGCGUGCCAAGAAGUGCUUGGAUUUCGUGACAACAUACCACCUGUUUCACCUACUCGCGACGUUCCUAGCGGAAGGCUUUCCUGCAAACAUGGAAUGGUGGAUCAUCCAGCUGCCUGCCCUCAUUAUCGCGGUUCUGCUGGGGGAGUACUUGUGCAUGAAGGCCGAAACGCAGGACAUCAAGCUGUACAAGAAGCCGAAGGUGUCCAGACCCAGCUUUGACGAGAUCUAG